Messenger RNA from [Torrubiella] hemipterigena, 2146 nucleotides. NCBI's taxonomy places the organism in Eukaryota, Fungi, Ascomycota, Sordariomycetes, Hypocreales, Clavicipitaceae. The record is from the annotation of a GenBank genome assembly.
GGGGAAGGCGAGUUAGCCGCUAUCUUCACGGCCAGGCCUUUUUGUGCAGAUACAGCUGGGUUCUCCACGCCACCGUCUAAAUUGGGUCUGGUGGUUGGCUUCGGCCCGUAUUGUUCGAACAAACUAGUUUCGUCCUCCGCUGCUACCUUGGCUGCCCAUCGCCUUUUUUGUUUAAAAGGCCCAUCUUCUCCCCGCCACGAUUCUUGCAAUUGGCCUCCAUCCAUCUCCUCAUCUGUUUUAUUAUACCCUUUUUUACCUCUUCCCCUUCUAAUUCCCCUCUGUCAUCAUGGCUCCUCUCAUGAACGCCCUCCUGCCCCUCCUCGUGGCUACCUUGGCCACUGCCUCGCCCAUGGGCCAGAUGGUCACCAAGCAGUCCCUUGCUGCCAUCCCCUCGGGAUGGGAGCUCAAGGCUGCUGCCCCUGCUGAGCACAAGAUCGACCUCCACAUCCGUCUCCGUGAGGAGAACCUCGAUGCUCUUCGCCAGCGCACUCUUGACGUCAGCACCCCCGACCACCCCGACUACGGCAAGCACUUGACCAAGGAGCAGGUCGAUGCUCUCGUUGCUCCCACCAAGGAGACUGUCGAGUCCGUCUCCAAGUGGCUCGCUAGCCACGGUGUCGAUGCCGGCAAGGUCGAGUCCGGUUACCUCUCCGUCACCGUGAGCGUUGACCAGGCCAAGCAGCUCUUUGACGCCGACUACGCCGUCUACAAGCACGAGUCUGGCCGCGAGACUGUCCGUACCACCAAGUACAGCCUUCCCCGCGACCUUCACAGCGCCAUUGCCAUGGUCCAGCCUACGACCCUCUUCUCCAACACCAACAACGGCCACAAGGCCUUCAAGCACACUCCCAGGGACACCAAGGAGAGCCGUGCUGCCGACGCCGCCGACGCCGCCAACCCUUGCAGCAAGGGCCGUAGCACUCCUGACUGCCUCCGCUACAACUACAACGUCAGCGGCUACACUCCUUCCAACAAGACUACCAUCGGUAUUGCUGGCUACCUCGAGGAGGUCUACAGCGCCGAUGACCUCUCCUCCUUCCUCCAGGAGUACGCCACCAGCGUCCCUUCUGACUCCUCCCCCGCCAUUGUCAGCAUCAACAACGGUGGCACCGACCCUAGCGGUGAAGGCGAGGCUGAUCUCGAUGUCCAGAUCACUGUUCCUCUGACCUACCCCGUCACCAACGUCUACUAUUCCACUGGUGGCAGACCCCCCUCCAACUACCCCGCUGGUACCAACAACACCAACGAGCCCUACCUCGACUGGCUCCAGUACAUGAUGAAGCUGGACAGCGUUCCCCAGACCAUCACCACCUCGUACGGUGAUGAUGAGAGCACCGUCCCCACCGACUACAUGGACUCCGUCUGUGACCUCUUCAUGAAGCUUGGUGCUCGUGGUGUCUCCCUCUUCGUCUCUGCCGGUGACUCCGGUACUGGUUCUUCCAAGGUCUCUUGCCCCAACGGCAAGCUCACCAAGUACAUGCCUUCUUUCCCUGCCUCUUGCCCCUGGGUCACCACCGUUGGCGGUACCUACAAGUACGGCAGUGCUGAGCAGUCUCACCCCGAUGGUGGUUCCGGCUUCUCUACCCACUUUGACCAGCCCGCCUACCAGGCCGACGCUGUCAACGCCUACGUCAAGAGCCUCAACGGCCAGUUCAGCAGCUACUACAGCGCCAAGGGCCGUGCCUACCCCGACGUUGCCGCCUCGUACACCCCCUACCCUUCGUGGCACGGCGGCUUUGAGGGCCUGACUGGCGGUACCUCUGCUGCUUCCCCCACCACCGCCUCCAUCUUCGCUCUCGUCAACGACUACCUCGUCUCCAAGGGCAAGGCUCCUCUUGGCUUCCUCAACCCCUGGUUGUACAAGACUGGCAAGGCUGGUCUGCGUGAUAUCGCCACUGGUCACACCAACGUUUGCGGCAGCACCACUUCCUUCCCCGCUUCCAAAGGCUGGGAUGCUAGCAGUGGUUGGGGUGUUCCCGACUUUGGCAAGCUCAAGAGCCUUGUUUAAGCGACGAGAGCUUUCCAAAAACGAAGAAAAUGUAAAACAAGAAAAACUCGACGAUAUUUAAUGCAGUUCCAUUUGUACAUGUCUAUAUACACACAACAGUAAAUAUAUACCAAUACACAGUACAUUAUCAAUUCAAUC